Melopsittacus undulatus (budgerigar) is the source of this 1089-nucleotide messenger RNA. Its product is annotated as homeobox protein BarH-like 1b. Bases 42 to 785 code for a protein of 247 amino acids. The transcript has 4 exons. Lineage: Eukaryota; Metazoa; Chordata; Aves; Psittaciformes; Psittaculidae. Gene Ontology annotation, molecular function: DNA binding; DNA-binding transcription factor activity, RNA polymerase II-specific. Gene Ontology annotation, biological process: regulation of DNA-templated transcription. The record is from RefSeq and is a predicted model, not a curated record.
CCCCGGCUCCCCCCCGCCCCGAUCCCGGGGCGGCGGCGACGAUGCAGCACCCGCUGGAGCUGGGGGCCGCGCACUACUUCCCUGCUGAAGCCUUUCCCGACCACCGCUCGCAUCGCUACCGCAGCUUCAUGAUCGAGGAGAUUCUCACCGAUCCCCCGGACGCCAAAGGGGCCGCGCCGGCCGGAGAGCUGCUCAAGUUCGGGGUACAGGCGUUGCUCUCCGCCCGGCCAUACCAUAACCACCUCGCGGUGCUGAAGGCGGAGCCGGCCGCCGUGUUCAAGUUCCCGCUGGCUCCUUUGGGCUGCUCGGGGCUGGGCUCGGCGCUGCUUGCGGCCGGCUCGGGGCUGCAGGGCGGCUCGGUCUCGCCCCAUCUCCCGCUGGAGCUGCACCUUCGUGGCAAGCUGGAGCCGGGCCCCCCGGAGCCGGGCAGCAAGGCCAAAAAGGGCCGCCGCAGCCGCACCGUUUUCACCGAGCUGCAGCUCAUGGGUCUAGAGAAGCGCUUCGAGAAGCAGAAAUACCUCUCCACGCCCGACAGAAUAGACCUGGCCGAAUCGCUGGGGCUCAGCCAGCUUCAGGUGAAAACCUGGUACCAGAACAGGCGCAUGAAAUGGAAGAAAAUAGUGUUGCAGGGGGGAGGCCUGGAGUCCCCCACCAAGCCCAAGGGCCGCCCCAAGAAGAACUCCAUCCCCAGCAGCGAGCAGCUCUCGGAGCAGGAGCGAGCCCGGGACACCGAGAAGCCGCCCGAGAGCCUGGGCUCGCCGGCCGAGGUUAGCCAGGAGGAGUGAGGGUGAUGGCCUGGGGCCCCCCGACGGCCCCGCCGCCCUUCGGGUGCUGCCCGCCGAGCCCGCGGCCGGCCCCAACCUCUCCGGCGGGACGGGGGCGAAGGGCGGCCCCAGUUAAUGGCGACGGUCGCCUUCGGCCUCCGGCGAACUGAACUUUUAGGCCGGUCGCAUCCCCGCCGCUCCUCUCCGCGCCCACGGAGUGCUGCGCUACGGCCGCCGGUGUUGUGUGCGAGGGCCCGGAAGGACACUGGAUCCCAUCUGACACAUCUACUCGCUGUCUAAAACCCUGUGGUGCCCCUAGUUAUUC